Messenger RNA from Procambarus clarkii (red swamp crayfish), 5607 nucleotides. NCBI's taxonomy places the organism in Eukaryota, Metazoa, Arthropoda, Malacostraca, Decapoda, Cambaridae. The record is from RefSeq and is a predicted model, not a curated record.
GCAGCUGACUGUUGACAAUUGUUGACUGAACCGUCGUCAGUGUUAUCCGUAUUCGUACGUUAUAAUCUUUUUAUUCUAGUGCGCGAUGUGUAUGUCCCGUACCGUUUGUGAAGCGCUGAAUCGACAUACGUUAUCUGCGUCUCCGAGGGAUGGCAUGUGUGUUAGUGGGAUCCAUAUUGAAGUCUUAGACUGAACACAGGAAAAUAGAAAACUCCAAACACAGUGAACUAGAAAACAUAGAAAACAAACUUAUUUAUUAAAGCUCUGUCCUCGACAAUCCCAAAAGCAAAAUCAGCUUUUCUUCCCAUUUGUGCAAGUGACCGUUUGAAAAUACGGAAAUCAGAGAGUGGAGGGGAAAAAGAAAACGGAGGGAAGAGGAGUGUCCAGAGUAGAGAGAGCCGGAUUGGCGUAUGUGUUGAUCCACCGCUCAAGUGAAGGUGUCCCAGAGCGAGGUCAGGAUACACUGACUUCGUUCACCUCCCGGACACACCACCACCACAGUAUCUACCACCACAAUGAUGCGCAAAGAAUCAAGGAUACGGUUCCUGGAUGUGGUCCUGGAUGAAGAACGACAAGAGAAGGAACAGUUGAGCAUCAGGCGCAGCAUCCACCGAAGGGCCGUCUGGGCCAGGAAUAACGCUCCAGCGCUGGUCUUCACAGCCCUCUUCGUUGGGGUCAACGCCGUCGUCUUCCUGACGAGGGCCUACCAAUACAGCGACACUAACCUGCUAGAGAUGGGAGCCAGGGCGUGUGGUCAGUGCUUGAAUCUGGACUGUGCACUACUGCUGUUACUGAUCCUGCGGCGGACAAUGACUCGCCUCAGGAACUCCUCCCUGGGGCACGUUCUUCCCUGCGACCAGCAUGUUCACUUCCACAAGAUGGCCGGGUGGACGGUCUUCCUCCUCUCCAUUCUCCACACCCUCUUCCACAUCGCUAACUUUGUGACCCUCGGAGAUGUGACGGGGAUCACCAUGAAUGCCUACAUGUGGGACACCUCCCUAGGCAUUGGCUGGGUGGGAGGCCUGGCUAACCCGACGGGAGUGGUGCUCAUGGUCAUACUCACCAUUAUCGUUGGCUUCAGCCACCGCUUCGUCAGGAAGUCCGGCUAUUUUGAGAUAUUCUACUGGACCCACCUCCUCUCCCUUCCAUUCUGGGUGUUCCUCAUCCUACAUGGCCCCAACUUCUGGAAGUGGCUUCUUCUGCCUGGCAUAGCCUUCCUCCUGGAGACAUGUUUAAGAGUGUCACAGGUCUGUUCACCCAAGGGCCAGACUCUCAUUCUCUCAGGAACUAAACUUCCCUCUCAGGUAAUAAAGGUAUUGAUUAGACGACCCAAGAACUUCGACUUCCAGCCUGGGGAGUAUGUGUUUCUCAACAUCCCUUCCAUUGCUCGCUACGAGUGGCAUCCUUUUACAAUAUCUUCAGCUCCUGAGCGUGAAGAUGUCUUCACUGUUCACAUUCGCUCUGUGGGAGAAUGGACUAAAAGAGUCUAUGAAAUGUUCAAGGAUGAGAAGGAAACAGAAAUAAAAGAAGCAUCACAGAAUUAUAAGAAUGAAGACACUGGUAUACUGAACCCUGCCUUCACAGCUGAUGAGAGGGUGAGCGAGAUAGCAGAACACGGUGUCAUUGAGCUGGAAGGAGAGGGGGGUGGCGGCGAUGGUAAAGGCCGUCGCUAUGUUAAUAACCUCUUAGAAUUUAAUCGUAAGAUGAGUGUGUACACUCGACCAGCAGCACUGUUGUCUGUAGAAGCUGAACAGAAGCCAUCUGUCACCUCAGUCAUGCUCAAAUCCCCAGCAGCAGAGAAGCCACUGGAACGCAAGAAGUCUUCCAGUUUGUCAAACUUGGCAGCACUGAAAGCCGAAUUAAUAGGACACCAAAUGGUACUGACCGACUCUGGCCACUCGUCGCUAUAUGGAAGCAAUUCUAGUCUGGACUCCUUGGGUGAGCAGCAGUGUUCCAGCACACUCCGGCACCAACAACAGUGCAAUCAAUACCAAAGAAAGAACGAAGAAAAUAGUUUGACAGAGAACUUGACAACGCACAAAAUUCAGAUUCAGUUAGAAGAUAAGAAUAUUGAGGUGCAUGUAGAUGGUCCCUAUGGCACACCAUCCACAAGGAUCUUCUCUGUGACCCAUGCUGUCUUGGUGGGCGCCGGAAUUGGAGUCACUCCUUUCGCUUCCAUCCUUCAAAGCGUCAUGAUGAGGUACCGAGCAGCCAAGACUCCUUGCCCAUACUGUCAAGUUCCCAGCUGCCUUGCACUUCCCUCCACUCUCAGGAAACUCAGGAAGGUUGAUUUUGUGUGGGUGAACCGUGAUAUUGGAAGCUUUGAGUGGUUCCUGGAAGUCCUUGCAGCCCUUGAGAGUGAACAACGUGUGAUAGGUGCAGCCAUGGAAACCUUUCUCAAUCUCCACCUUUACAAGACUGGUGCUGCACCUCUAAGUCCCACACUGCCGCUAGCAUCGUCCAUCAGGGCUGGUAGACCAGACUGGGACAAGGUAUUUAGUGGUAUUCGAGAUUCACGAGUGGGAAAAGUGUGUGUGUUCUACUGUGGUCCACCUUCUCUUGUGGGUAUUCUUAGAGAGAAGUGCAUCAAGUACAAGUUUGAAUUUAAGCGUGAGAUGUUUUGAAAAUGUGCCGCAUUAGGCUCAAGUGCGGAAAAUGAGUUGGAGGCUGCAAGACAGCUACCUUCUGUAUGUGAUAACCCACACAGGAAGACAGUGAUGAACAGUUGGAUGGCUCACAAUUACUUACUGUGUGAUACCUUUAGUGGCAAGAUAAUAGUGUAAAGGAAUAAUCUAACAUGCUGUAAAAAGGCUCAACAGACAAGUAAUAUAGUGUCAUUAAAGUACUUGCAAAAAAGUACAAGUUGCAUUGAGCCAAAAAUGACUGGAAUGGGUUCAAAUCCAUGAUUAUGAUAACACUGUGAAGUGCAUCCUCUAUGGUACCUUAGUUUGAUCUCUUUAAAUGUAUGACGAAACUGAAUACCAGUGCUUUCAUAUUAAUGUAUUUAUAAAUCUUAUCGUGUUUGAUAUACCGUGUUUUUAUCCACUGAAGGAUAACCGAGCUGUGAGGCUUGUUGCUGUGUGUAAACCGCAUCAUAUAUUGAUUGUCAACAUUUCUAUAUCCCAAGUGAGACCCAUCAUAGCCUGCAGUAAACUCAGUCGUAUAUAUACUGUAAUAUAUCCUAUUUAUUAUUAUUGUAAUUAUUAUAAUUUGUAAUUAUACUGAUCAUUUGAUAAUUCCUGCACACAUUGCAUAAGUAUUUUUUGUACUGUACUUGUUUGGUCAAGUAAUAUGAUGGCAGUAGUGUUUCCAGAUAUCAUCUAUGGUUGUCCAUUGCUUUUUAUAUCUGCCAAUUUUAUUUAAUGAUGGCAGUGCUAGAGGCUUAAGAAUUUUACAAUUUACAGAUGCACUAAAAUGAACCAAAAUUUGCAUACACACAUUAAUGAGAACAUCCUGGAGAAGCAUUUGUCUUUUAGCUUUUAGGGCAGUUUAUCAUGAUCCUCCUAUCCAAUAUAUAUGACAUAUUAGUCAUACAAUACUGCCUUUUAAAUUCAUAUAAAUGAUUGCCAGAUGUUCUGCACUCAAUAGCUCAUAGAUGAAAACUAGUAUUUAAAAUGAUUCCUUGUAACCAUUCCCUUCGAAUAAUUAAAAUUCUCAGUACGCUAACCACAGAAUCAGUACAUAUAUUUUGAAACUUCCCUUCAUGACUUUCUCUGGGUUGUUACACAUCUGUCCAUGAUAUACAUAGUUCCUAAAAUGCAAAAUAUACAUGACAUGCCAAUUCACUUGACAUAGUAAUUGCAAUACAAUAUUUUAAAUAUUAGGAGGUGCAACUAAUUUGUUUAAAUUCUCUCUAGGGCAAGGGAGAGGCAACUCAGGCCAAACUGCAACCAUUAGUUAAUCAGCAUUUUAGAUUCCUCUAUUUCAGUUUGCUUCAUAGAAAACAGACAAAGAUCUUCAAUCAAUUAAUUCAGAAUGUAUAAUUUUCAUUAAUAUUUAAUAACUUUUUAGGCAUUUGUCAGAUAUUUAUAUACAGUACAUUAAUAUCAGCAUCACCAUGUUCUUUUACAGAACUCUUGAGUACAAAUAGGCCUUUAAAUAAUGGGCAACUUUUAUCCAAAUAUCAAGUACAUAAUGCUGGAAAGUGUUAUCACUCAAUUUCCUUUUGAAAAUACUGUAUUGUAACAAUUACCAGACAUUAAUGAAAUGAUUUUCAUCACAUUUAUCAUGCCCAAGAUUGACUAAACAAACCAAUCAGUAUCAUGCUAAAGUUUUGGCAAGUAGAUUUUCACCUUAGCCCAAGAUAGCUUUUACACAGUCUUGUGUACUUUUAACCAAUGAUUAUGAAUAUGCAAUUUUUGUUGAACAAAAAUCAUGCAAACUAGUAAACCAAAGUGAAAAUGUAACAGACAACUAUAAUUCUGACUGAUGUCAUUAUUAUUAUUAUUAUUAUUGUACCAUUACUGUACAUUUUGAUGAAAUUUAGUCUUCAGUUCAAGUACUGGAAUAGAUUACAAUAUUAGGGUAUCCAAUGACAUGUUUUCCUCAAAACACAAUCCGCCGAUCAUUUUACAUGUACUUACUACUUAUGAGUGAACAGAGUGAAGGAACAUUGUCCAAUUAUCCAACCAUGUCGAGGUUUUUAACACAAGUCCUCUUCACCUGUGAGCUAAGCGUGCUAACAACUAACUUCUAGGCAAGUGUGUUAGUAAAACUUGCAGCCCAUCACUUGCCGAAUAUUUUCUACUUGGCAAGGAACUUUGGAUGAUAUUUAAAACGACACUGUUUGCAAAGCUAAUUUGUUUACAGUUUCAAUUAUACAUGUACAGUAUUUUUGCUGCAUUUAAUGGAAUUUGUUUAAAAGUUUCUUAGUUUAUCUGCAUGUUGACAGUCACAUUCAGUACAGUAUUUAUUUUCUUGUUUUAUAAGAAUGUACAUAAGUCACUUCUAACUUAUUACAAUACAAAUGGUAAGCAAUUAGAACAAUAUACAGUACAGUAUUUAUAUUUUAGUUUUGCCCAAUGCCCUCUCCUCAAACAUAACUAUAGUCUUAAGAAAAUUUUGAUGAACAGUUGUGUAAAUAUUUAUGCUUAUGUACAGAGAAUGAUUGUGUAAUAAGUGUGUGGGUGCUCAGAGUGAGGAUAUGGGGAUUGAAGAGGGAGGGAAGGGCAUCGAAAGAUUGUGUAUGUCUAAUAAUACUUGCAGGCCUCUAGCGUCUGCGCUCUGGCCCCUGCCUCUUGACCUUUGACUGGUAUACAGGUUCCUGAGCUUAUUGAGCUCACAUAUUUACAUUGAAGUCAUACGUGUGUGCAUGUGUGCAUGUGUGUGUGUGCGCACGCGCAAGCAUGCAUACAUGUGUGUCCAACUACUCGGUAAAGGUUAUGGGAUGCUGUGUAUUCCAACACAUUGCCUCUAUUUAUUAUAAACACAUCUUGCCUCUAUUAUAAACACAUCUUGCCUUAUUUAUUAUAAACAUUAUUACAACGGUAAUAUUUUCAUGUAGUCUCUCUUCUUCAGUGUGUUGUUGCAAAUUUCAUGUCUUUUCCCCAGUACGUAUAAUGUACUGUGUAUAAUAAAUGAUAAAUGAUUUAAAUCCUGCCUGUCUCA